AUGGCGCACGUCACCCAAGCGGGCGGCGAAGUUUUGGUGGAGAGGCGCGACCAGCCCAAGUCGCUCGUCGACGUCCUGGGAGGCUUUGAGGCAAGCCACUCCGUGUUCCCCCUGGCGGCCAGGAACGAAGUGGUGGCCCUAUCACCCGACGACUCUGUAGCCCAGGCCUUCGAGACGUUGGCACGGGAGAAGCUCCUCUCUGCACCCAUUGUAGAUUCCUCGGGCACGGCGCUGGGGGUGGUGAGCGUGCUGCACUUUGUUUCCUACUUUGUGCGGCAUUUCUCUGCGGAGGAGCUGCAGGGCGACGACUUCAACGCGCUCGUGGCGAAGAAGAACCACCUCCUCGGCAAGCGCAUCCGGGAGAUCCCCGAUCUGCAGUCAUGGGACAAGGCGCACACGAUCAAGGAGUACCAGACAGCUAUCGACGCUGUGCAGCUCAUGAUCGACGAUGAAGCGCGUCGAGUGUUGGUGGUGGACGACAACAGGAAGCUGGUCACCGUGAUCUCGCAGUCGCGCAUGCUGCACCUCGUGUCCGGCGUUCUCGACAGCCUGCCCGACCCGGCUCAUCGCACCCUGCAGGAGAGGAAUCUGCACCAGAAAGAGGUGGUGCGCAUCAGGCUAGACCAGCCAGCGGGCGAGGCGUUCGCCCUGAUGCGUGAAAGGAAAAUUAGUGGCGUGGCUGUGGUUGACGAAGAGGGCAAGCUGGUGGGCGUCAUCAGUGCCUCUGACUUGAAGCUCCUCGGGUUCGAUCUGGGCUAUCUGCACUUGCUUGGCAAGAGCGCGAGAGACUACCUGACUGCCUUGCGAGGUUCCAUCGCAGACUCGCAGAGGGAGGUUUGCACUUGUGACGCCAACUCGAGCAUCGACCAUGCGGUGAAGCAGCUGAUCGCGCGCCACGUCCACCGGCUGUUCGUCAUCGACGACCAGCGCAGGCUCCUGGGGGUCGUCUCCAUCCGCGACAUCCUCAAGACCCUCCUCAACCCGUUCGAGACCUAA
Molecule: messenger RNA, 996 nt
Organism: Acanthamoeba castellanii str. Neff
Lineage: Eukaryota; Discosea; Longamoebia; Acanthamoebidae
Product: CBS domain containing protein
Exons: 10
Coding region: 1-996 (331 amino acids)
Source: RefSeq, a predicted model, not a curated record